This is a messenger RNA of Kwoniella shivajii, 1002 nucleotides long. RefSeq lists its product as uncharacterized. The record is from RefSeq and is a predicted model, not a curated record. Lineage: Eukaryota; Fungi; Basidiomycota; Tremellomycetes; Tremellales; Cryptococcaceae. The transcript is spliced from 6 exons. The coding region runs from base 1 to 1002 and encodes 333 amino acids.
AUGUCUGGCGGUCCUUACCCUUGGUCUAUGUAUCGUGGUCUAUGGAGCCCGCUACCUGCUGCACCUAAAGGCGCUUAUCUCAAGGGCAAGAUCGUUAUAAUCACCGGAGCAACAUCAGGUGUUGGCCUCGAAGCUACCAAACAAAUGGCGAAGGCUUCGCCGGAACAGUUGAUCUUAGCUGUCAGAAACCUGGAAGCAGGAGCAAAGAUUCUUGCUUCCAUCAAGAAAUCAGAGCCAAAACUGAAUGGCAAGGUCAUGUAUCUCGAUCUAGCCGAUUUGAAUAGUAUCAAGACUUUUGCAGAAGAGACCAAAACUUUGAAGAGGGUAGAUUUACUCGUCAACAAUGCUGGUGUGAACCCAAACUUCGACGAUGCACCUUAUAAAGCUACGAAUGACGGUUAUGAACGAACAUUUCAAGUCAAUGUCCUUGCUCCUUUCUUGACAACGAUCUUGCUCCUUCCAUUACUCAAACAAUCAUCAAGCCCCCAAGUGAUCUUCUCUGGAUCCGAUACACAUUUCGUUGCUCCUUCAGAGCCAGUCCAAAAGCCAAUUGAACAAGGUCGAUCUAUCAUUGAAGCGUACAACGACGCGUCGAUCUAUAACAAUGGAAAAAGAUAUUUCGAGUCAAAACUUCUUCUACAAAUGAUCACUCGGAGUAUGAUCAAGCAGAUUCCCUCAAUCAAUACCAUCAAUGUGAACCCAGGUCUCGCCAUGACCAAUCUUGGUAGAGACUUCAACUUCUCAGUGUCUUUUAAAACAGUAUACGAGGUGGUAUGGUUCUUAUUGAAUGCAAGAAGUGCUGGUAAAGCAGCUCGAAAUUUGACUUCAGCUGCUGCUUGGGGUGGGGGCAGUCAAGAUUACUGGUCCGAAUGUGGUCCUGCUGCUUCCGAAAACAUGUACCUUUACUCGGCGAAAGGGUUGAAAGCCACACAAUUGUUCUACGAAGAAAUGGUGAAAGAAGUGAACAAGAUCAGUCCUGGAUGUACGAAUAAUCUGAUCUGA